UGUGUAUAAGAAGGGCCGAUUGUACAUGUGUAAUGCAAGCUCCACUAUAUUUGAUGGACUCAACAUCCAAGCAAGUGAACAAUGGAUUGAUGGCUUAAAAAUUAAACUCCUGUUGAAUCCAGGUGGGCAAGCAAUCAUAAUGAAGCCAAUUUACAUCUGAAACCUGAUUGGUUGAUUAUUGGCAUUACUUGCUACAUCAGCACUUAACAGAUUGAAGAAACAAUGGAAACUCCAGAAUCUGAUGGUUUUCCCCACAAGUGUUUUAGCCAAUUCUUUCUGAAUUGUCUUAAAGACUUACACUCAUCCUCACACAUUCUGGGGGUGACUUUUUGAAAGCAUGACACCAGAAGCAUCUUCCGGAGAGGCACUGUAGCCCUCCACUAAUGAAGAAUGCCCAAAAUGUUAACUUAAUGAGUUCUCACAGUGAAGAAAUAAACCGAAUGGAAUAAUUCAGACACUCUCCUUCCGUUCCAAACUAGGUGCUACCUGACAAAAAGUGACCAGCGAGCCCAUCAUGUCUACUAAGAAGCCAGAAUCACAUAUCAUGUCUUCAGAGACCUCUGAAGAAAGCCUGGAAGAAGAGAAUAUCUUGAAGAGAGUUGGCAGUCUGCCUCUGGUAUGCUCUGUCUGUGACCUGGUGUCAUCAAACUACACCUCCAUUAAAAGAAAAAGUUCCUACCUUCAGACAGUGUGUAAUGGGGCAGAAAAAAGUGUCAAGUCCCUCACCGGAGCUGCAGUGAGCAGGGCACAACCACUUUUGACUACACUCGAACCUCAACUUGCAACAGCAAACAAGUAUGCUUGUCGGGGACUAGAUACAGUAGAACAGAAGUUGCCUAUUCUUCAACAGACGGCUGAUCAGGUUGUCUCCGAAACAAAAGAGAUGAUGUCUUCUAAAGUUGCAGGUGCAAAGAGUGCUGUGACUCGUAGACUGUCGGGGGUGGUCUGUAUGACCAAAGAUGCCGUGCAGGGUAGUGUGAAGACAACAACAUCCAUGGUGACUGGGAGUAUGAGUAUGGUGAUGGGAACAAGAAUGGGACAGAUGGCCAAGAACAGUGUGGAAGCGAUGCUGGGCAGGUCCCAUGCCUUUGUGGAUCAUUAUCUCCUUGUUGCUGAUGAAGAUACGAUUGAAGUUACAACCUGUUGCCAAACAAAAGUAAGGGAUUCCAUGCAGCAAGUGCAGAGACAGAUAACAUGUGAUGGUUACUUGUCCUGCUUGAUCUCCCUGUUGAACAAAUUCCAUCGCUAUGCUUCCAGGCAAUCUAGGCACCGUAUGAGGCGUGCAAGCCAGAACUUCCAAAGACUCCUUGAAAACCACUAUCUGGAAUGGAAGGCUUGGCUGAUAGCCUUGUACUACACGAUAACACUCCCUCUGAGGACCAUCUACUUGAUCAUCCUGUUUACCAUCGAUGAAUUGUUGGCCGUGUUUAUUGAGAAUGUUCCUCAAGCCACUUACAUCCUCGAAGAACUCCAGUUGGCACUUGCCACACUCAGUUGCCUCCAGGAUCUCUGCCAAAGAAUUUUUAACCGAGUUUGGGAAAAAAUGCUGGAGGAGGAAAACUUGAAUGCACUCCUGAACUACAUUACACAAACUCUUCCAUUUUGUUUCUUAGCACACCACUGCAAAUGUAGGUCCUCCGCAGAGAGUACCAUCAAGGCUCUAAAGACCAUGAAGAAGAUACAGGCAUCAAGAGACAGUAUCUUCAUGCUGCAGGAAAGUGAAAGCAGUUGCAUGGCAAUGGCCACCUGAGACAUUUUCUUCUGUUGAAGAUUAAAAUGUAUGAGGUGUAGCUACGUGGCAUUUCAAAGAACUUGGUUGUUAGGUUACAUCUUUGGGCAAUAGCAAUCUUGCAGUACAUUAAUG
This is a messenger RNA of Sceloporus undulatus (fence lizard), 1864 nucleotides long. Its product is annotated as perilipin-3-like. Bases 515 to 1750 code for a protein of 411 amino acids. Gene Ontology annotation, cellular component: cytosol; lipid droplet. NCBI's taxonomy places the organism in Eukaryota, Metazoa, Chordata, Lepidosauria, Squamata, Phrynosomatidae. The transcript is spliced from 7 exons. The record is from RefSeq and is a predicted model, not a curated record. Gene Ontology annotation, biological process: positive regulation of triglyceride storage; lipid storage.